CUUAAAGGAGAGAAACAGCAAGAUACGACCAGGAGCUCUCAAAAUUUCAGGGAAACUUUCAAUUAUUAUAAACAUUUUUAUAAGAAAAAUUACCCAUCUAGAAAUGAUUUUGUCACAUGAUGUUAUUGCUUUGUAAAAGAGAUUAAUAUUUAAAGUGUAUCAUGGCUUACAAAUACUAGUAGAAACGUAAAAACUUAAAUUUAAACAAAACUAAUUAAACUUGAAUAGUUAAGUGAUUCUAAAAAAACUUUGACUACUACUGUUAAGCUGCUCUUGCGACAGCCGCGAAUUUCGUUUUGUAAGAUUUAUUAUGGAAUUUUACUAUUUUGUAACGUGAAUGAGAAUUUAAGUUCUACUUAUCCCUUCAUACAAAUCCCUCAUGAUGAACUGCAGAAAAAUAUGAUAUUGAAGUUAUAUACAUUGUAGCGAGUCUGUUUAUCUUUUCAAAAAUUCAUUGAAGUAUGUCAACUAAGAAAAGUGAAUUUGAAUUAAAAGAAAAUGAGUUGCAGUUUUCAGACUUAUGUGAAAAACUCAAAGCACAUCCUUUUGAAUCGCCUUGGCGUAAAUGUUUUGUGAAAAUGAGUGAAAAGAAACCAUUCAUUAAUGAAGUCACGGAAUUAACAAUAGAUGAUGUUGGGUUUGAAACUGUCUGUAAAGAUCCUGCUUCCUCUCAAAUUGAAAGUUUUCUAACGUCUGAAGCUCAAAAGAAUGAUGCUGAUCAACAAGAAAUUCUGGAGAAAAGAAUGUUAUUGGAUGAAAUUAAAAUUAGCAGAAUCAAGAAGUUGUUACUAAAUGAAGAUUCAGAUUCUUUAGAACUUGCAAAGGAUUUUGAUUUUCUGCUUACAUUGCCUCUACAACAAGUGCCAGACUUUUGUGAUCAAAUCAAGUCUUCUGUCUUAAAUGAAUCAUCUGCUGCAACACUUUUAAAUGCAAUACUUUCUUUUGAAAAACAGAUUAGCUUGGCAACUGCUAGUGUCAUUGUACAGAAUUUUGUUUAUCCUAAGAUUUCUGAAAAUGAAAAAACGAAUUCUCGUACAUUUUCAACAUCUAUUUUGAAAUUUACUGAAGCUUACCCAAAGACUGGAAUAGAUGAAGUGCUCAUACCUUGCUUGAGGAAAGAAACAUUAGGUACUUUUGAAUCUGAAAUCUUGUUUGAAAUGGUAAAAACAAGUUUGCCUGAUGAAUAUACAGCAUACUGCAUAAAAGCUGUUUUAGAUCAGGCAAUGCAUUCUGAAAACAUGUUUGAAAUUCUCAAAUGCCUUGUAGAGAGGAAGGUGCAGCAUGAUCAAAAUCUACACGACUUAUUGUCAAAAAAACUGAAUGACCUUUCUUCUGUGUGCUCCAAUAAUUUGAAAUUCACUAAGUUGCUCACCAGCACCCUCACUGUAUAUGGAUCUAUGCUUACAGAAGAACAGAUUUCGAUGUAUGAUGAAGCAGUGAAAAACAACAAAACACUUGCAAAAAAAGCAGCAGAAAAUGUAUUGAAGAAACUGAAGUCAAAUUUAGAGCUGUAAUAUUUACAUUUUGUCAUUUU
Molecule: messenger RNA, 1534 nt
Organism: Uloborus diversus
Lineage: Eukaryota; Metazoa; Arthropoda; Arachnida; Araneae; Uloboridae
Exons: 8
Coding region: 462-1514 (350 amino acids)
Biological process (GO): interstrand cross-link repair
Cellular component (GO): Fanconi anaemia nuclear complex
Source: RefSeq, a predicted model, not a curated record